This is a messenger RNA of Chrysoperla carnea, 1965 nucleotides long. Its product is annotated as dnaJ homolog subfamily C member 11. The record is from RefSeq and is a predicted model, not a curated record. Bases 97 to 1806 code for a protein of 569 amino acids. Gene Ontology annotation, biological process: cristae formation. NCBI's taxonomy places the organism in Eukaryota, Metazoa, Arthropoda, Insecta, Neuroptera, Chrysopidae. The transcript has 11 exons.
GCAUCAAUUGAUUCAUAUUAUGGACGGUAACCAUGCGCGAAAAAUUUGAGAAAAUAUCUUAAUUAAUAGAAAAAAUUUGAAAAAAAUAAAUUUAGUAUGGAUUUUGAGAAUGGAGAUAAUAAUAUUAUUGAAGAGGAUUAUUACUCCUUCUUAAAUGUUUCACGUAAUGCAACUAAUGAAGAAAUUAAUAAUGCUUAUAGACGGCUUAGUCGUCUAUAUCAUCCAGAUAAACACAUUGAUCCAGAACACAAAAAAGAAGCUGAAAACUUAUUUAAUAAAACCAAGAAAGCUUACGAAGUUUUAUCGGAUCCACACCAAAGAGCGAUAUAUGAUAAUGUAGGAGUGCGUGGUUUAGAAACGGAAGGAUGGCAAAUUGUUCAAAGGACGCGUACUCCAAAUGAAGUGCGCGCAGAAUAUGAGCGAUUGGCUCGAGAGAAGGCAGAACGUCGCUUACAACAACGCACAAAUCCUAAAGGUUCUAUUACUGUUAAUAUUCGUGCUACUGAAUUGUUUAACAAGUUAGAUGAUCAAGCGUUAGAAUAUGCAGCUAUGGAUAAUGCAGGCUUCGUUCCUUCAAUCGAGGUUUCUGGAAUGAAUUUUACACAAUCCGUAGAAUUACCUUUAACGCUACGUGAUACGGCAACAUUAUCAGGACAGUUGGGAACUCAAAAUGGAACAGGUGGGGGCUCAGUUAAUUUAGCAUGUAGACAUUUAGUAUCAGAACGUGGAUGGGUUGAAAUGGAAAUGGGAGCAGGUAAUGGCCCAGUUAUGUCUUUUAAAGGUUUUCGAACCUUAACGAAGCAUAUUUUUUGUAACGGAGGCACGGUGCUUCAUUUUAAUUCACAGUAUGGUAGCAAUAUUGGAAUUCGACCUGGAUUAUUUGGGACAAUUGCCAUGCAGCUAGAUAAACAUACGGUAGGAUAUUUAACUUAUCGAGCUGGUAUUCAAUCUUGUAUGACAACGAGUGUCGUUCGCGAUACAGAAACAUCUACAUUCAAUUUUACGGUAUUAUUUGGAAUUCCACAUUCGUAUUUGUCUACAAAUUACACAAGAAAAAUGUUAAAUAGAGAAAUGAAAUUACGUUUAUCAUUCAAAAUUGGCACAUUUGGUACAUUAAUUGAAUAUGGUGUCGAAAAAAAAGUGUCUAAACAUAGUACAAUGUCAACAGCAGUUAGUGUUGGUAUACCAACUGGGGUCAUAUUAAAAAUAAAAUUUACACGUGCAAAUCAAACAUAUUUGUUUCCAAUACAUUUGUGCGAUGAUAUCCUGCCAUCCCCAAUAUUUUAUGCAACAGUUACACCACUUAUUACAUAUUUUAUUAUUCGUAAAUUAGUUGUUGAUCCGUAUGUACGGGAACGUGAAGAAGCAGAUAAAGCAAAACAACGUGAAGUCAACCGUACACGAAUUGCUGAAAAACGUCGUGAAGCAUUAUCAGCUAUUGAAUUAAUGAAAGCAACAUAUGAACGUGUUUCUAAUGAGGAAGAAACUCGUAGAGGACUUGUUAUUAUUAAAGCUACUUAUGGAAAAUUAAUUAAUAUUCCAGGCGGAGACGGGAAUGAACCAGCUGAUAAUGAAAUAAUUGAUGUGACAAUACCGUUACAAUGCCUUGUUAAAGAUAGUAGAUUAGUUUUACACGAGUCUUCAAAGAGCCAAUUGCCUGGAUUUUAUGAUCCAUGUGUAGGUGAUGAAAAAACUUUGAAAAUUCAAUACUUGUUUCGUACAAUUCCACAUGAAGUUUCAAUCACCGACACUGAGCCAUUAAGAAUUCCAAAACAAUCACAUCGUGUAAAUAAUAAUAAUACAUAGUAUAAAACGUGCCGUCAUCGUCGCUUUAAAAUCAAGUAGGUGAAGUCUUAUCAUGGAAUUGAUCAUAAAAAAUGUGGUGGGAUUUGAAGAAAAUGAAAUAUGUUAUUGGCCCUUAAUUUCAUUACAUAAGGGUUGUUAGACAUUUCUGUAGAUAAUGUU